GGCGGAUGUUGAUUGGUCGGCGUGAGGCGUGUGCGCGAGAGAAGCUCCGCUGCGGGGCCGCCGCUGCUGCUGCUGUCUGGGGCCGAUAUGCAGAGGCGGGCCGGGAGAGAGAGGAACAAGAAACAAGGAGAAUGUUGGAAUCCGAGUCGGCUUUUAUAAGUUAAUAAUAUCAAAGGUGGAAUCCUAAACCCGCGGUUUAUUUUCGACGGUUCGUCCGACGUGUUAUAAAAGCAGGAAAAGGGCUGUUUAUAUGUGAUUGUGCGGCGAAUGCCCGCAGGCGUCUAACGCUAGUCAUGUAGGGCUCCAUUCACACGGACGCUAAACAUGGACGCGACUUCACAUGAUACUUGUGACAUGUAUCGUCUCUGUGGUUUACUAACACUUAACUGAACCGAUUUUGAUGGAUAUUGAGUGCAGAUGGAGGGUCGUUGUGGAUUUAGCUAGUCGAAGCACAAUAUUCACCCAGAGAAAACGCUCUCUUCCUCCGUUCAGUCUGUGACUUUGAUUGCUACAUCCCGAUACAAGUGUUGCAUUGAUCGUAGAACCUGUUUGGGAAACGGCGUUGGGGUGUUUUUAUGGCCGGUUGUGUGCAGAUAAAGUUAGCUGUAGCUUGAGCUCGGAUCAGACCAAAUGAAGGAGUAUAAGGUAGUUGUGCUCGGCAGCGGCGGCGUGGGCAAGUCCGCACUCACGGUCCAGUUUGUGACCGGGACAUUCAUAGAGAAAUAUGACCCAACCAUCGAAGACUUCUACAGGAAGGAGAUCGAGGUGGAUUCGUCCCCCUCGGUGCUGGAGAUCCUGGACACUGCUGGUACCGAGCAGUUUGCUUCUAUGAGAGAUCUGUAUAUUAAAAAUGGGCAAGGCUUCAUUUUGGUGUACAGCCUCGUCAACCAGCAGUCGUUUCAGGACAUCAGACCAAUGCGAGACCAGAUCGUUCGCGUGAAACGCUUCGAGAAGGUGCCUCUCAUCUUGGUCGGUAAUAAGGUGGACCUGGAGUCCGAACGGGAGGUUGCCGGCUCCGAUGGCCGUGCCCUUGCGCAAGAAUGGGGUUGCCCGUUCAUAGAGACCUCUGCCAAAAGCAAGAGCAUGGUGGAUGAGCUGUUCGCUGAGAUCGUAAGGCAGAUGAACUACACCACAUUGCCCGAGAAGCAGGAGCAGUGCUGCACUGCUUGUGUUGUGCAGUGAGCUUCCUGGCCUUACGUUUACUACAGGCACCAAAUCCCACCGGAAUCUGUUAAACCAGUCAAUGCAUUGAUGAUCUUAUGACCCUAUGAGCCACACCUGUGCCACUGAGCCCCUUGAACUCUGAUACAUAAAGACAUUUGGCAAGGCUUGACCCAGAAGUAAAUCAAUGCAGAGUCUCUCCAAAUCCACAGGGGAUUUAUAAUAUUUUCAAGUUGUCUUUUGGUUACCUGGAAACAAGUCAAGUCUGCAAAUUGGAGCACAGAAAACGUUUGGGAAUGGGGACAUCUGUGACAGGGCUAUUAAUAGCUAUUUUUCUUAUAUAGGGAAAGGGUUUUGACGCUCAGGGCUGUCGUAGCCCUGAAGAAGCUCCGUUGUAAACUUCCCUGUUUUUCUUUUAACAUAUUAAGUUUGAUAUCUAACUAUAAAGCUGUUACAGCCAUUAUGCAGGUUUGAGACCUCAAUAAUGUUUCUUUGGUUUCUGUAUUUUUUUUAAACGACUGGUAUAUAUGCUUUCUCUCCUAAUACCCUAUUUAUUAAAGUCUUUAAUUACCAUGAUAGAGUAAUAUUGCGUUUUUAUAUUCCGUUGGCUGUUUUGGCUUUUUGUGACUGCAGUAUGCAUUGUUUCUGAUGUACAGCAUUGAUGAUGCCUUAAAUAAUUACAGUCUGAAACCUG
Triplophysa dalaica is the source of this 1855-nucleotide messenger RNA. It is a transcript of the gene rap2c, whose product is annotated as RAP2C, member of RAS oncogene family. The record is from RefSeq and is a predicted model, not a curated record. The transcript is spliced from 3 exons. Gene Ontology annotation, biological process: negative regulation of cell migration; Rap protein signal transduction. Gene Ontology annotation, molecular function: GDP binding; GTP binding; GTPase activity. Gene Ontology annotation, cellular component: plasma membrane. NCBI's taxonomy places the organism in Eukaryota, Metazoa, Chordata, Actinopteri, Cypriniformes, Nemacheilidae. The coding region runs from base 631 to 1182 and encodes 183 amino acids.